AUGUCCGAGCAGGAUGCCAUCCGCUGCAUGCCUGCGAUUGCUGGGAUUGACUGUGCACUUUGCAAACAGCUGCUGCGAUCACCGGUGGCUACAGGAGAUGGUUAUUCGUAUUGCCGGCAGUGCAUCUUGGAUUGGUACCGCGCACAUGACCGGCAAAAUCGAGUGCUGGCAUCUCCAAUCACCAAUGAGCCCCUCACUGACAGGAUGCUACUUCCAAAUUUAAAUCUGCGGGAUGCCAUUCGCGCACUUCAUGACCGCGCUAUGCCGGCGUGGAGAGACGCCGAGAAGGAGCGAUUGGCAUUGCGCCGGGAGAUCCGCAAGAUGGCUACCAAAGACACGUUGGACCCUCGCGUGGCAGAUGCAAAAGCGGAGGCCGAUCAGACUCGUGUUCAAUUGCAGAACACCAAGCAGGAGCUGCAGCGAUUGCAGAUCGAGCUGGAAAGAUACCACACAGUGAUGGAGGACCGGGAUGCAUCCGUCAGGGAUGUUGAAACGCAGGCUCGUCUUGCUGGCCUGGCUGCUGAACUCCAAUCAAGCAAGACAGAGGUGACCAGAUUGCAGCAGGAGUUGGAGAAGACCAGGGCUCAGGCGCGACUUCAGGCUGAAAAGCUGGAAGUGUCCUCCAUCGAGCUCCAGCGGGCGCGGCUAUCAGAACAAAGCUUGCAACAGGACCUUUCCCGCAUGAAAGAUGAGUACCGUGGGGCGCUUGCCCUGAAACCAACUCCGAGCAAAGAGGUUGAGCUGACAAAGGCCCACCAGGAGCUGACAGCCAGCCAGGCACACAUCGCCGACCUGCAGGCGAAGCUGAUUGCGGCGCGCCAGGCAGUGUCACGUCCUGACAGCCCCACUGCUUUGGAGCUACCUCCAGCUAGCCUUUUGCAAGCCGACCUUUCGCAGAUGAAGCAGGCGCUGUCCAGGCAGGACACCACGAUAGCAGAGCUGCAGACGCAGAUCACGGCAGUGCGUGCAGAACGCAGGCACUGGCAGGAGCUCGGCGAGUGGCGGGAGCAGCGGCGCCUUGAAGCAGAGGAUGAAGCGCUUCGGCUGCGGAACGAGUUGGCGACCAUUGAGCGACGGAACUUGAUCAGCUCGGAGCUUGAGCGCACGGCAGAGGUGGCGACGCAAGAGGCGGAGCGCCUGGAGAUGGAGCUGCUGCGCGUCCAGGGACAGCGGCAGCAGUCUGACAGCCAGUUGGCCGGGCUGGCCUCGGCACUGGGGGUCACAGAGGCCGACCCCGAGGCCGAGGCACUGAUUGUGAAGGUCCAGGAGCUGCAGGGGCAGAUGCAGGGCCAGGAAGCCUUGCUGCGAGACCUGGCGGCAUCCCUGACGGCUUCGGCAGCGGAGAUGCCCAGCCCAUCGGAUGCGAAGGGGGAGGCCACGUCAGCUGGAGCGGAUGAUGUUGAACGCGUGAUCAAGUCAAUCGACAUCUUGAAAGCCAAGGUGCACGAGGCUGCUCGUGAAAUUUUCGUCCGCGAUGAACUUCUGGCAGAGGCCGCAGCGGGCAUCGCAGACUUUUUGGAGGCCCUGGGCCUGGCAGCGCCGCAGUUGCCCAAAGGUGCUGUCGAGGCCACCCGGGCGGCCUUAGAGGCAUUGGAUGCUGCGGAAGACUCCGCUGCACGCUUGGCGCGUGCGGCAGCCUCGGCGAAGCAGACGCCCAGCGCAAGGACCGAUGAUGUGUCUCGGAUGAGUUCGGAGCAGUGA
Symbiodinium natans is the source of this 1701-nucleotide messenger RNA. NCBI's taxonomy places the organism in Eukaryota, Dinophyceae, Suessiales, Symbiodiniaceae. The record is from the annotation of a GenBank genome assembly.